Messenger RNA from Charadrius vociferus (killdeer), 806 nucleotides. RefSeq names its product kelch-like protein 10. The annotation marks the transcript as partial. The record is from RefSeq and is a predicted model, not a curated record. The transcript is spliced from 2 exons. Lineage: Eukaryota; Metazoa; Chordata; Aves; Charadriiformes; Charadriidae. Gene Ontology annotation, molecular function: protein binding.
AUGAUGCGGCUCAUUAUCGAGUACGCUUACACCAGGACAGUCCCGGUCACGGUGGACAACGUUCAGAGUUUGCUGGCCGCAGCCGACCAGUUCAAUGUCAUGGGCAUCGUCGGACUGUGCAGUGAGUUCUUAAAAUCCCAGCUCUGCUCCGAAAAUUGCAUCGGCAUCUGGAGAUUUGCCGAUUAUUGCUACUGCCCCGACCUGCGAGAAGCAGCCUGUGUCUUCAUCCUCCACCACUUUGAGGAGAUGAGCAGGCUGUCUACAGAGUUUCUAGACGUCUCUGUCAACGAGCUCAUGCACAUCCUGGAGAAGGACGAGCUCAACGUGAAACGAGAAGAGGCCGUGUUCGAGGCCAUCCUGAAAUGGAUCGAUCAUGCCCCGCAGGACAGGAGGCAGCACAUCGCCGUCUUGCUGAGCCAGGUUCGACUGGCACUGAUGCAAGCAGACUACUUCAUAAACAACGUCAAAACACACCGUUAUGUGAAGGACAACGAGGAAUGCAAAGUUCUCGUCAUAAACACGCUGACAGAAAUGUACAACCUCAAUAUGUACGGCCCAUCCUCUUCUGACUUCACCCAGCGCCUCACGCGGCCUCGCCUGCCCUACGCCGUCCUGUUUGCUAUCGGAGGCUGGAGCGUUGAGAGCCCAACCAACGCCAUUGAGAUCUACGACUCCCGUGCAGACCAGUGGGUGAACGUCACGUGUGAGCAAGAAAGCCCCCUCGCCUACCACGGCACGGCUUAUUUUAACGGCUUUGUCUACGUUGUUGGAGGAUUUGACAGCACGGAUUAUUUCAGCAGCGUCAA